UUUCCGGUGUCAUGGCCGCUUCCUGAAAUCUGAAGCUGAACUUUCGAUUUAUUAAAAACCCCGCAGUCAUGGCCACGUUUUUCGGAGAGGUGCUGUCGGUGUUUUCUCGGGCUGUGGAGGACGAGGAGGAGGAGGAGGCAGAGGAGAACGAGGAAGAUGAACAAAUCCGCAGAGAGCUGGAAGAAAAGAGGGAGGUUCAUCUCCACUGGAGCCCUGAAGUCUCGGAGUCUCUGGCGUCUGGAAACAAGCUGCAGUGCUCAGACUUCAUCCUCGCCGUGGGACCCAACGCUGCCAGGUUCCUGUCAGUGUACGUCCUCGCCUCCGCAAACUGGAACGCCGUCGGCCGUGCAUCGGUGUGGAACGAGAGGAGCCGGGCGGCAGCCGGCCAGAGCGGCGAGGAGGCGGCGGCCUGCGUCUUCUACAGGCACAAAGAGCAGCCGUCAGUGCUGGUGUGCCAGGUGACGUGCCACGUUGCAGAGGAUCAACUGUUUCAGUGGACUGAGAAGGUGCUGGACUGUCUGCAGCACCGACAGCUGAGCGUGACCGUGCUGUCAGACGGCUCCCUGGCCGACUACAAGACUCCCGACUACCUGAGCGGCAGCUCCGCCCCCUUCCUGCGCUCGCUGCACACCGCCGCCUUCAGCGACCGGCCCGUCUGCCGCUCCCUGGAGCAGCCCAACAUCGUCACUGGCCUCGCCGCCGCAGUGCUGAACCACUGCCAGGUCCACCGCAUCGCCGCCAUUGUUUACCAGUGCUACAGCGACGUUGCGGGGCCCGACUCGGUCACCAUGGAGACGUACAAGCCCGCGCUGACCAAGCUUGGCAGGUCGCUGCAGCUGGACCUGUCUCCAAACUCAGACGUGCUCCGCAAGUUUACCAGAAGCACCGAGAUCCAGAGCAAUCUUUAUAUCUGAGAGGACCCUUGUUGUGUACCGUGUGUCAAAUUCCUGUCAUAGAAUACUGUCAUUUUUAAAAAAUAAAGUUCAAAUAUAGACUU
This is a messenger RNA of Salarias fasciatus (jewelled blenny), 997 nucleotides long. It is a transcript of the gene psmg1, whose product is annotated as proteasome (prosome, macropain) assembly chaperone 1. The record is from RefSeq and is a predicted model, not a curated record. NCBI's taxonomy places the organism in Eukaryota, Metazoa, Chordata, Actinopteri, Blenniiformes, Blenniidae. The transcript is spliced from 7 exons. Gene Ontology annotation, biological process: proteasome core complex assembly. Gene Ontology annotation, molecular function: proteasome binding. Bases 69 to 914 code for a protein of 281 amino acids. Gene Ontology annotation, cellular component: endoplasmic reticulum.